Homarus americanus (American lobster) is the source of this 4981-nucleotide messenger RNA. RefSeq names its product putative helicase mov-10-B.1. The transcript is spliced from 24 exons. The record is from RefSeq and is a predicted model, not a curated record. Bases 224 to 2977 code for a protein of 917 amino acids. Gene Ontology annotation, molecular function: RNA binding; 5'-3' RNA helicase activity. NCBI's taxonomy places the organism in Eukaryota, Metazoa, Arthropoda, Malacostraca, Decapoda, Nephropidae.
AUACGUUUUCCCAGUUGGUAUUGAAAUAAGUAAACUUGACCGACUUAAAAGUUGUCUGUCGAAUGUACGUGUACUGGCCGUGUAUACACGACUUGUAGAGGUGGCUGGAAUUCAGUGUGGCCAGUCAUUAUCAGUUACAGCGGGAAUCUGGCUACAGCACAGGGGGUUGCUCAGUGGCUAUAAGUUGAACGUGGGAGCUGGUAUUUCACAUCACUGGUGAACCAUGGAUGGAGAGAGCGCCUUGCGACCCUGUCCAAUUUGUUCAGUAGAUUUUAAUUCUCAAGAAGAGUUUGAAGAACACAAGUCAUCACCACAGCAUAGAGUCAGAUGGCUCAAACACUGGUAUCAGACCAACAGGCUACUCCUUGCCCAAGACAAGAAUGGAGUUGUGAUUUGUCCACAAAAAAAUAAUGAUACUACUAAUGUCACCUUUGAGGAGCGAUCUGGCACUGUAUGUGUGUCACUCCUGCCAGGUGGCCAGAAAUCCAUCCCUAUCGUGAUCAAGAACACAGGCAAAGAGCCUGUCAUCCUACGGCAGAUAGAAAUGCUCCACAGCUGCCCAACAGUUGCACUGAAUGACCACUAUGGUGUUGUUCGUGGUGAAAGAUUUGUCAGAGUUCUCUCUGGUGUGGAAUAUCCUGUGGACUGUCACACACAAGGAGGAUCAUUAGGGGUUCUGCAAGUACCUGUGGCCUUCCAGUUUAAGCCUGAGCAGUCUGAUGAGCUCUUCUUCAUUGUCAGAACAGUGCAAGUGAAUGUGUUGGAUAGUGUAGCCCAGGACUCUGCUGCGACAUCUCCAUAUGAAAAACCAAGCACGGGUUACCCCCUUCGUCAUGAAUUUGGCUCCUAUAUUCCUGGAGUUCCUGUAGUAAAGCAAAAAUCUAAAAAUGGUUUAACUGAAAAAAUUCCUCUGCACCUGUACAAAUACAAACCCAGCUUGAAACAUAUAGCCAGCAAGAACUUCAACCCAAAUAAAGUUGCUCCUAAUCAUCAAGCAGAAACAAAGAAACUAAAGGAUAUGAUGAAAGCUGGUUUGGGGCCACAUAAUUAUGUUGAUUGGUUUGAAACAAUGCUCUGGAUUGAAGAAAUGCAGAUGGAACUUGAUAUAAGAUACUACAGCAUACCUGAGGCUCAACUAAGGGCAGUCUCUCCUCUAAUUUAUUCAGCUGCAAGUUGUGUAGAACUUGAGGUCCUUGGAUUGUCAGAAAACCGUCCUUCCAUUUUGCGAGGGGACAAUGUGUAUGUCACUCAUUUGGGAAAAAGGAAGCCUGUAUAUGCUGGCUGUGUCCACAAGGUUAAUGACAAGUCAAUCUACCUCGCAUUUGAUCCAAGAUUUAUGGAGACUUUUCUGGAUAAACAAAAAGUGAGUGUAGAAUUUGAGUUCAACCGUCACCCACUGAAAGUGAGCCACCGAGCGCUGAAUCUGACUCGUGAGAGAGCUUUAACUCAUCUCACGUUCCCAUCUACCCCACCGGCCAUUAUGCCACAGAUUCAAAAUAUUGUUCCCUAUAACCGCAAGCUUGAGAAUAACAAAGAGCAGAUGCUAGCAGUGUGCAACAUUGUGUCUGGGACAUCAAAACCUGCCCCUUAUAUAGUUUUUGGUCCUCCUGGUACUGGAAAAACCGUUACCAUUGUUGAGGCCAUCAAACAGUUGGUGUACAAGCUACAGCCAAACAGCCGGGUAUUGGCAAGUGCCCCGUCCAACGCUGCUGCUGAUCUCAUUGCUCAACGCCUGCUCGAGCAUGUUUCCAAGAACCACAUGAUAAGAUUGCACGCAAUUUCCAGACAUGUUAAAACUAUUCCUGACCAACUGCUGGAUAUCUCUAAUGUGAAGAAUUAUGAAAUAAACUUCCCAACUGGCAAGAAGUUGCAGGAGUACAGAAUCAUUGUUUGCACAAUGGUGACUGCUGCCAGGAUAGUGUCAGCAUCUCUUCCGUCUGGUCAUUUAACUCAUGUUUUCUUGGAUGAGUGUGGACAUGCAAUGGAACCUGAGGCCAUGGUACCAUUGGCAGGUAUGUUGGCCAAAGAUAGCCAGGUAGUGCUGGCUGGGGACCCCUACCAGCUGGGUCCUGUCAUAAGAAACUCACAGUGCUACUCCAGUGAAAAGCUCUUCUCAAAUAAUGGAUUGGACAAAUCAUAUUUGGAGAGAUUGAUGGAGAUGGAGAUGUACCAAGACAAAAAUGGCACUUUCAACCACCAGGUGGUGACCAAACUGCUCAAUAACUACCGCUCACACAAGGAUAUCCUCAAGGAACCAAAUGAGAUGUUCUAUAGGUCACAGUUGAAGGUGUGUGCAGAUCAGGUGUAUGUGACUUCUAUGUGCAACUGGGAACAUUUACCAAAGAAAAAUUUCCCUCUCAUCUUCCAUGCUGCCAGAGGCAGAGAUGACCGAGAGGGAACUUCACCCAGCUUCUUCAAUGCUCUUGAGGUGUCUACUGUGAUUGGCUAUGUGAAGAAGCUCCUUGAUACUCGCAGUCCCAAAGUCAUGGCCAGGGAUAUAGGAAUAAUUACUCCCUAUAGGAGGCAAGUGGAAAAGAUCAGGAAUCAAUUGAGGAAAGUUCAUAACACAAAUAACUUGAAGGUGGGCUCCCCAGAGGAGUUUCAAGGGGAUGAGCGUCGUGUCAUUAUCAUCUCCACUGUCCGUGCAUCUGCUGAUCAACUGGCUAAUGACCAAGUUUUCAAACUUGGAUUCUUACGGAAUCCAAAGAGGUUCAACGUGUCUGUGACACGUGCCAAGGCACUCCUCAUCAUCGUGGGCUGUCCUGAAAUCCUCCAGCUGGAUGAGCACUGGGGCAAGCUUCUAGACUUCAUUCGGCAGAGAGGAGGAUACCGAGGUCAUUCAUAUUCUCGUGGCGGUCUUGAUGACUUUGAUGACAUUCUGACAAGAUUUGAAAAUCUCAACCUUCGUCCAGUAUUAGGAGAAGAUGUAAGUGCUCGAGAGUUGGCCGAGGCCCCCGAGUGGCGCGCGGAGCACUAACAGAGAUGCAUAGGUCUUAAGCUCGUUCACACAAGAGGCCUUAUAGAAGUCAUACACAGUAGACAUGACAAUCAAGGUGGGGGUUUAGUCUUCACUCUCAGAUGAUAUUGUUGUGGAUUAUUAGUUUUUAGAGCUCUCUUAUUAAUGAACAAGCAUUUCAUAGACUGAGCAAAAUAAGUGAUUAAAAGACUGAUAGAUUAUAUAUUUGUCUGGGGGCAUUAGAACAUCACUUAAGGAGACAAGGAAUUUAAUGUGAUGGUGCUUUUUAUUGUGAUGUAGCAUUUUACUACUGAUAUGUUCCUUUAAUGUAAAAUAUUUUCUUCUCCAUUUUUAAGACACGAAGUCCCUUAAAGUGUUUUAUAUUUUGUGGAUAGGCUAGUUUCUGGUGCCAACUUGUACAUAACACAUGCAGGUUGUACACUGAUAUUUGAAAAAAAAAAAUUAUUGUUGUGGUGUCACUUUUCCAACUUUGUUCUUAGAUAUAAUAAGCAUCCAGUUUUAAUUAUAUUUGUAUUUUUUAUAUUUUGAUUGCUUUGUAUUAGAUACAGUAAAACCUCGAUACACCAGACUAAUUGGGACAGACCCCAGUCUGGAAAAUGCGAAGUCCGAAAAAAGCAAAUCUGUGGGGGAGGGGGGGGGCUGGACUGGACAUAACACUGCUGAUCAGGAGUUUCAAGAAAGUCACUUGUUAUACAGAUGAACCCCGAUAAUCAACGUCCCAUUGACCGUCGAUUCGUAAAAUCGACAAGUACAUACUGUACAGUAUAGGGGAAAUACCCAGAGUUUUGACAAUUGGCAGAGCUGGUGUGGUGCGAAUUCUUGCCGCAAGAGGACUCUGCGCGCUGCUUCCGACUCAUUCCCACCAUCUUUGCUAUUGUUUACACUUACUAUGUCUUUUUUUUUUAACUACUUCGUGUGCUACUCAAUCAUGUUUAAACACCCCUGUGAUAGUUCAUCUUAUGCAGGGCAACUUGAUGUGAUGUGAUAAAGUAUAAUAAAAGUGGUGAUGGACCAACAAAGAGUGGUAGAGACCUGAACUUGCCACCCUAGACUGUCUCUGCCAUCCUCAACACAGGUAAAUAAGUCUCAAUUUAUGCUUUACAUUGCUGGUUGAAGGCUUAUUAUGGUUGCUUUAUUUUCUUGCUUGACAGUGUGCAAUACAGAGAUAUAUCUUGACUAGAUGGGAGUUUUUGAUGGGUGGCCUGCCCCUAACCCACUGAAUUUAUGUUCUUAUAGGAUUAAUUGCUUCAAUAACCGUUGAUUCACUAACCAGUGACACUACCUGGUCCCUAUAUGCGUCUGUUAUCGGGGUAUGCCUGUACAGUACUGUAAUUACUGCAAUUCAACAACUAAGGUCUAGUCUUUAAGUGCAUAACAAGGUUAGUAAAACACAUCUACAAUAAAAAAAAUGAGAUGAAAUUUUCUGAGUUGAAAAUCAGACAAAGUCUGGUUGUCGACAACUAUUUUUACCGAGAUGAUUGUUUCGUACUGUCAAGUUUUAUAUGUAAAAAUCCACAGAAUUUGUCUUAUGAAUAUAGAAAAAAACUGUAUACUGUACAGUAGUAUAAAAUAGAAAUAAAGAAAAAUUAAGUCUAAAGGUAUAUUGUGUGUGGGAGAGAAGAGUGGUUUGGGUGGGGUGUGGUGACCCCCGUAUCCCAUUAACAUGUGUUUAUGCAAUUUCACCAUAAUUUUCAUAUCAUUUAGGUUCAUUUGCUGCUGGGUUGAUAUAAUUUUAUUAUAAAUAGUCAUCUUUCCUGAAAAAAGAAUCCCACACUCAGCACCAUGAGUCAUUGUGGUCGUUUGGAUACAUUGCCAACAGCUGAUCAACCUAGUUCCCUCGUUUGCUUAUCACAGCAUCUGUCUUGAGCAGUGAGUCAAUAGUACUGCAGUGAAUGUAUCAUCACUUCAUUUUCUUCAUUAUGUAAACAAAUAUACUAACAUUUGGAAACUUCUCAUGACCUUAAAUAACAAUGAAUAGUUUAUUAUUAUAAAAAUUCUACCUUU